AUGGGAAAAUUCUUCAUGGGUCAUGAAGACAGAUACACCAUAUACGUGCAUGCAUCAAGAGAUAGACCGAUUCAUUCAAGUCCAAUAUUCGCUGGCAGGGAUAUUCGAAGUGAAAAGGUGAUCUGGGGCACGAUUUCUAUGGUUGAUGCUGAAAAGAGGCUCUUGGCUCAUGCCCUACAAGAUCCUGAAAACCAGCAUUUUGUCUUGCUUUCUGAGAGCUGUGUGCCACUUCAUAACUUUGAUUAUAUAUAUAGUUAUCUCAUGGAGACAAACGUCAGUUUUGUUGACUGUUUUGAUGAUCCUGGUCCACAUGGAGCAGGUAGAUAUUCUGACCAUAUGCUACCUGAAAUUGUGAAGAAAGAUUGGAGAAAGGGUGCACAGUGGUUUACAGUGAAACGGCAGCAUGCAAUUCUUAUUCUCGCUGACACCCUUUACUAUGGGAAGUUCAAGCGUUACUGUAAGCCAGGAAAUGAAUGGCAUAACUGCUAUUCAGAUGAGCACUACUUGCCAACUCUCUUUAAUAUGGCUGAUCCGACUGGAAUUGCAAAUUGGUCAGUGACGCAUGUAGAUUGGUCUGAAGGGAAAUGGCAUCCUAAAGUCUAUAGGGCUGUGGAUACAAGUUUCGAGUUGCUCAAGAACAUCUCGUCCAUUGAUGAGAGCGUCCACGUUAGCAGCAACGCAAAGCAUGUAGCGCAGAGGAGGCCGUGCAUGUGGAAUGGCAUGAAGCGGCCCUGCUACCUGUUCGCGCGCAAGUUCUACCCUGAGGCGCUUGACAACCUGAUGAACAUAUUCUCGAACUUCACCAUCAUCUGA
Molecule: messenger RNA, 813 nt
Organism: Miscanthus lutarioriparius
Lineage: Eukaryota; Viridiplantae; Streptophyta; Magnoliopsida; Poales; Poaceae
Source: the annotation of a GenBank genome assembly